Molecule: messenger RNA, 1515 nt
Organism: Colletotrichum acutatum
Lineage: Eukaryota; Fungi; Ascomycota; Sordariomycetes; Glomerellales; Glomerellaceae
Product: aldehyde dehydrogenase
Exons: 1
Coding region: 1-1515 (504 amino acids)
Molecular function (GO): aldehyde dehydrogenase (NAD+) activity
Source: RefSeq, a predicted model, not a curated record
AUGGCGCCACAAGAGCAGAAGCAGGAGGCGGAUCGUCACACCUUCUAUGCGGGGAAGCCCCAACCAGACACGGAAUCCCCAGGCACCUUCCAAUCCAUCGAUCCCGCGACGGCGAAGCCCGUCUGCACCAUCCACACUUCCUCCGCCGCGUCCAUCAACGCCGCCGUCGACGCCGCGAAGACGGCCUUUCCCUCCUGGUCCGCCACCCCGCCCAUCGAGCGCUCCCGCAUCCUCCUUCGCGCCGUCGCCCUCCUCCGCGAGCGCAACGACGAGCUGGCCAAGAUCGAGACCCUCGACACCGGCAAGGCCUUCUCCGAGACCCAGUACGUCGACGUCGUCACCGGCGCCGACGUCCUCGAGUACUACGCCAACCUCGUCGCCUCGGGCGGCCUCAACGGCGAGUCCUUCCGCCUUAGGCCCUCCGCCUGGUCCUACACCACCAAGGAACCCCUCGGAGUCUGCGCCGGCAUCGGCGCCUGGAACUACCCCAUCCAGAUCGCCCUGUGGAAGUCGGCCCCGUGCCUGGCUGCCGGUAACUGCAUGAUUUACAAGCCGAGCGAGUUCACACCCUUGCACGCCGAGUACCUCGCCUCCGUCUACCGCGACGCCGGCGUGCCGGACGGCGUCUUCAACGUCGUCUACGGCGCGGGCGACGUUGGCGCCCAGCUCACGACGCACCCGAAUAUCGCAAAGGUCAGCUUCACGGGCCAGGUGAGCACGGGCAAGAAGGUCGCCGGCGCCGCGGCGGGCGGUAUGAAGUACGUGACCAUGGAGCUCGGCGGCAAGAGCCCCGUCAUCGUCCUGCCGGACUGUGACAUCGAGCAGGCCGUCGACGGCGCCAUGCUCGCCAACUUUUACAGCUCGGGCCAGGUCUGCACCAACGGCACGCGCGUCUUCAUCCCCAAGGCCAUCAAGGCCGAGUUUGAGAAGCUCGUGCUCGAGAAGAUCCAAUACGUCCGCGCGGGCGACCUGUUUGACCCGGCCACCAACUUUGGCCCGCUCAACAGCAGGACGCACCUCGAAAAGGUGCAGGCGUACGUUCGCAAGGGCGUCAUGGAGGAUAAGGCGACGCUCCUGUGCGGCGGCGCGACGCAGCCCAAGGGUCUACCGUCGGCGUACAAGUCUGGGUUCUGGAUCCAGCCGACCGUGUUUACGGACUGCACUGACGACAUGGCGAUUGUCAAGGAGGAGAUUUUCGGCCCCGUGAUGAGCAUUCUUACCUACGACACCGUCGACGAGGCUGUGCAGCGAGCCAACACCACGGACGUCGGUCUCGCGGCGGGCGUGUUUGGUCGGGACGUCGACCAGUGCCACAGUGUUAUUCAGAAGCUUGAGGCUGGUAUCACCUGGGUCAACACGUGGGGCGAGUCGCCUGCGGAGAUGGCGGUCGGCGGGUGGAAGUCGAGCGGUGUUGGUGUGGAGAAUGGACGGAAGGGUCUUGAGGCGUGGGUGAGGAACAAGAGCACGCUUGUUGAGAUGGGCGGUAGCGUGCCGACUGUCUUCUCCAAGUUGUAA